Molecule: messenger RNA, 1960 nt
Organism: Phymastichus coffea
Lineage: Eukaryota; Metazoa; Arthropoda; Insecta; Hymenoptera; Eulophidae
Product: neutral amino acid transporter 9-like
Exons: 7
Coding region: 29-1810 (593 amino acids)
Biological process (GO): amino acid transmembrane transport
Molecular function (GO): amino acid transmembrane transporter activity
Source: RefSeq, a predicted model, not a curated record
CGCGCGCUAUAGGCGUCUGCGCUUGGAGAUGGACGAGCAACGCAACAAGAGGGUCCGCUGCUGGUCGGCAACGGCGAGCCAGCGCGAUAGCGGCUCGGAGUGCGUGCCACUGCUGUCGUCGGGCUGCUCGCGCGCCGUCGGCGAGCCGGACUCCAGGUCGCCAACGCGCUCUGACUUUGCUCGCAGGCCAAGCUGCGCCGUCGUCGGACACUACAGCGCGAUCUCGGCCACAGCGUCGCCGUCGCCUGCCCGCGAGGCGCUGCCCGGAGCUCAUCUACCUGCGCGCCUCGAGCACGCUGCCCAGCAGCGCUGCCAAGUCCGCGAGGCCCAGCUGGCAUUGUCGCGCUUCUUGCUCGCGGAGCGCUCCGGCCGGUCGGCUGCUCGCACGAACGUGCCCGGACAGCUUUUAGAAGCCGAGGCGGCGCGGACGGCCAAGGCCUGCCUUCUCGACGGCUUCUUCGGCGACUCGUUGCCGGCGCUGCCGAGCAUCAUCGCCGAGGACGUCAAGCCGAAGCAAAGCUCCCUAGUCACGAUCUUCUCGGUGUGGAACACGAUUCUCGGCUCGUCGAUGCUGACGAUGCCUUGGGGCAUCCACAUGGCCGGCUUUCUGCCCGCGAUAGCGCUUAUUCUGGCGAUGAGUGGUCUCUGCCUCUUCACCGCUUACAAGCUGCUCCAAAUUCACAAGUACCACGGCGGUGGCGAGAGGAUCGAGGUGAUGGAGCUGAGCAAGUACUUCCUCGGCUCGUGGGCCGAGCACUUGGCCAACGUCUUCAGCAUCAGCGUUCUGCUGGGCGCCAGCGUCGCUUACUGGAUCCUCAUGUCUAACUUCCUCUACAAUUCGGUGAAUUUCCUUUACGACACGUUCGCCCACGCGCCUGUGGCAGCGCUGCCCUACAACGAAAGCCGCGCAGAGCUGCUCUGCCCGAGGGAGGAGGCGGCGAACGGCACGAUCAACUUGGACAACUCGUACGACAGCUUGGGACCGGCCUGGGACCUCUACCGAACAGUGCCCAUCUUCUUGGGCUUUCUGGUCUUUCCCAUUCUCAAUUUCAACACCACCACCUUCUUUACCAAGUUCAACUCUCUAGGCACGGUCUCAAUAGUCUACCUGCUGGCAUUCGUGGUCGUCAAGUCGUCCUCGUGGGGCCUCAACAUGAACAAGGCGUCCUGGACGGACAGCUGGGUGCUGCGCUCCACCUUUCCGGCCCUCACCGGCAUGCUGUCUCUGUCCUUCUUCAUCCACAACAUCAUCAUCACCAUCAUGCAGAGCAAUCGCGAUCAGCGCAAAAAUGGACGCGACCUGACGAUAGCCUACGUUUUAGUGACCAGCACCUACAUCGUCGUGGGGAUCGUCUUCUACGUGUGCUUCCCACUGGCCAAAAGGUGCAUCGAGGACAACCUGCUCAACAACUUCCAGAAGAGCGACGGUCUGACAGUGGGCGCUCGGGUGUUGCUGCUCUUCCAGCUGUUCACAGUUUACCCGCUAAUAGCCUUCAUGCUAAGGAAGCAGCUACUAGCCUCGUUCGUCAAGUCGCGCGAGUGCCGCCAGAGCGCCGUGCUCCUUGUCAACCUGCUGAUUGUCGCGAUCUGCGUGCUAUUCGCGCUGUUCCUCCCCCACGUAGGCACUAUCGUCAGGUACACUGGUGCCAUCAGCGGACUUGUCUAUGUGUUCAUGUUGCCCAGCCUCCUGCACCUCGUGGUCUCGCGCAGACAAGGUACCAUCACCGUUCACCAGGUGUUUUGGCACACUUGCGUCCCUGUCGUCGGCAUCGUCAAUCUCGUUAGCCAGUUCUUCGUACGAGCCCAUUGACGCUUCAAUGGUCGACACGCACCUUCCAUUUCCACAACGGUUGCCAGCGGGAAAAUCUGUCGAGUGAUACUUCCUCGUUUUCUCUACUGCCAAGAAUUCUUUUACCAAUCAAUAAGUAUAGUUUUAUCGUUUUAUUUAUACAAGUAUUAU